AUGCCACCCAAGAACAAGGCCAGUGGCGAGCAACAUUUGAAGAAGGCCACUCGACGCUCUAAUCGACUUCAACCUGAGCCAAAAGCCCCAGAACCUCUCCCCGAGCCACUCAAGAUCAGGAUCAUUCGGGCAGUGGUUGAUACUGCACCUUCCCAUGAAGAAGCCUCAAACCGCUCGACUCCGGCUCCUUCAGCCCACCAGGAGAAGAGACAACGUAAUGAUGGAAGGGAGGAGUAUGUUGAUGCAGGAGACGAGCACGAGAAGCUCAAAGAAAUCCCGGAAGACUACAGGCUACCUUUCCAGCCAUAG
Coprinopsis cinerea okayama7#130 is the source of this 309-nucleotide messenger RNA. RefSeq lists its product as hypothetical. The record is from RefSeq and is a predicted model, not a curated record. NCBI's taxonomy places the organism in Eukaryota, Fungi, Basidiomycota, Agaricomycetes, Agaricales, Psathyrellaceae. The transcript is spliced from 2 exons. Bases 1 to 309 code for a protein of 102 amino acids.